Molecule: messenger RNA, 707 nt
Organism: Bufo gargarizans (Asiatic toad)
Lineage: Eukaryota; Metazoa; Chordata; Amphibia; Anura; Bufonidae
Product: ATP-binding cassette sub-family B member 10, mitochondrial-like
Exons: 4
Coding region: 229-528 (99 amino acids)
Molecular function (GO): ABC-type oligopeptide transporter activity
Source: RefSeq, a predicted model, not a curated record
UUGUUGCAGGAACCAGUCUUGUUUUCCUGCUCAAUAUCUGAGAAUAUUGCCUACGGGGCAGAGGACCCUUCUUCAGUCACACAAGAGCAGAUCCAUAGAGUGGCAGACAUAGCCAAUGCUUUGGGGUUCAUUGAAAAUUUUCCAAAAGGAUUUAACACUGUGGUCGGGGAGAAAGGCGUCCUUCUGUCAGGUGGCCAGAAACAAAGAAUUGCGAUUGCCAGAGCAUUAAUGAAGAAUCCAAGGAUUCUUCUUCUGGAUGAAGCCACCAGUGCGCUGGAUGCAGAAAAUGAAUACCUCGUUCAGGAAGCUCUGGAUCGCCUGAUGGAGGGGCGGACGGUUCUCAUUAUCGCCCACCGUUUGUCAACAAUCCAAAAUGCAGACGCGGUGGCCGUACUGGACCAGGGCCGAGUGGUGGAGUGCGGGAAACACGAACAGCUUCUGCAGAACAGGAACGGACUGUUCACUAAACUGAUGGAGAAACAGUCCAACCCCCUGCGCAGUAGAGAUGCCGCGAUGAGCACCCCCUGAUGAGCACCCUGUCAUGAGCUCCCCCGAUGAGCACCCUGUGAAGUGUGCCCCGUGACAAACGCACCAUGCUGUAUUUUAUUAUAAUUUUUAUUUAUACAUGAGAUGUAUUUUUCAGGAGUUUUUGGAAUCAGUUUUCAUAAUUUUUACUUUUUUAGCAUUUUUUUUUUUUUUAGCACUGG